This is a messenger RNA of Leopardus geoffroyi (Geoffroy's cat), 1710 nucleotides long. It is a transcript of the gene KRT7, whose product is annotated as keratin 7. The transcript is spliced from 9 exons. Lineage: Eukaryota; Metazoa; Chordata; Mammalia; Carnivora; Felidae. The record is from RefSeq and is a predicted model, not a curated record. Gene Ontology annotation, cellular component: keratin filament. Gene Ontology annotation, biological process: keratinization; intermediate filament organization. Gene Ontology annotation, molecular function: structural constituent of skin epidermis. Bases 122 to 1534 code for a protein of 470 amino acids.
CCCCUACCUGUGUAAGCCGAUCCGCCACCGGAGCCUAGCGGAUAAAAGCGACCGGGCCGCGGGAGGUCAGAGAGUUCGGCUCCCUCGCUCCCGCCGCUAGGUCCAGCCCGGUCCAGCCAACAUGUCCAUCCACUUAAGCUCCCAGGUCUUCAGCUCGCGCUCCGCCGCCUUCCCGGGUCGCGGCGCCCAGGUGCGCCUGAGCUCCGUGCGCCCCGGCGGCGGUGCCUUCAGCAGCAGCAGCCUCUACGGCCUGGGCGCCACGCGGGCGCGUGUGCCCGUGCGCUCCACCCACGGGGGCCCAGUGGGCGCCGGCAUCCGCGAGGUCACCAUCAAUCAGAGCCUGCUGGUCCCGCUGCGGAUGGACAUCGACCCCACCAUUCAGCAGGUGCGCCAGGAGGAGCGCGAGCAGAUCAAGACCCUCAACAACAAGUUCGCCUCCUUCAUCGACAAGGUGCGGUUUCUGGAGCAGCAGAAUAAGCUGCUAGAGACCAAGUGGACCCUGCUGCAGGAACAGAGGUCUGCCAAGAGCAGCGGCCUCCCCAGCAUCUUUGAGGCGCACAUUGCUGGCCUGCGGAGGCAGCUUGAGGGGCUGCAGCUCGAAGGAGGCCGCCUGGAGGUGGAGCUGCGGAACGUGCAGGACGCGGUAGAAGACUUCAAGAACAAGUACGAAGAUGAAAUUAACCGUCGCACAGCUGCUGAGAAUGAGUUCGUGGUGCUGAAAAAGGAUGUGGACACUGCCUACAUGAAUAAGGUGGAGUUGGAGGCCAAGUUGGAUGCCCUGAAUGACGAGAUCAACUUCUUCAAGACCCUCUAUGAGACGGAGUUGGCAGAGUUGCAGUCCCAGAUCUCGGACACGUCCGUGGUCCUGUCCAUGGACAACAGCCGCUCCCUGGACCUGGAUGGCAUCAUCGCCGAGGUCAAGGCCCAGUACGAGGAAAUCACCAGCCGCAGCCGGGCUGAGGCCGAGGCCUGGUACCAGACCAAGUUUGAGACCCUCCAGGCCCAGGCUGGGAAGCACAGGGACGACCUCCGGAAUACCCGGAAUGAGAUUGCAGAGAUGAGCCGUGCCAUCCAGAGGCUGCAGGCUGAGAUCGACAGCAUUAAGAACCAGUGUGCCAAGCUGGAGGCUGCCAUUGCAGAAGCCGAAGAACAUGGGGAGCUGGCCCUCAAGGAUGCGCGUGCCAAGAAGGAGGAGCUGGAGGCCGCCCUGCAGCGGGCCAAGCAGGACAUGGCCCGGCAGCUGCGGGAGUACCAGGAGCUCAUGAACGUCAAGAUAGCUCUGGACAUCGAGAUCGCCACCUACCGCAAGCUGCUGGAGGGCGAGGAGAGCCGGUUGGCCGGAGAUGGAGUAGGAGCUGUGAACAUCUCCGUGGUGAACUCCACCGGUGGAGGUGGCAGCGGGCUGGCCGGGCUGGCCUUCAGGGGAACCAUGGGCAGCAAUGCCCUGAGCUUUUCAAGCGGCGGAGGGCCCGGGGCCAUCAAGUCCUAUUCCACCAGGACCUCAGCCACCACCCACAGGAGCGUCCGAAAAUGAGCUCUGCUGUGUGGAGACCCACAGCCCUGCCCCCCCCCCCCCCCCCCCCCCACGUCACAGGAGGACUCCCAUCACGGGUCCCAAGAGGGCCAGGCAGCCUGAAAAGUGAUGUCAGAAUAGCUUCCAAUAAAGCAGCCUUUCUGAAGCCAGGGUGAGCCCCAUCCUGGCCCCUGGGA